Molecule: messenger RNA, 687 nt
Organism: Plasmodium berghei ANKA
Lineage: Eukaryota; Apicomplexa; Aconoidasida; Haemosporida; Plasmodiidae
Product: anaphase-promoting complex subunit 10, putative
Exons: 1
Coding region: 1-687 (228 amino acids)
Biological process (GO): protein K11-linked ubiquitination; anaphase-promoting complex-dependent catabolic process
Cellular component (GO): anaphase-promoting complex
Source: RefSeq, a predicted model, not a curated record
AUGGAAAAAAAAGACGAAAAUUAUUAUUUGUGGAAAAUAAUAAAAGAUUUAAAUAUGGUAGACAAAAAAGAAAAGAUGGUUUACAGUAAUAUAAAAAUAAACAAUUUAAAAAUGAACAAAAAUAAUUUACCAAAAAUAAAAAUAAGCAAAAGAUAUGUUGAAAUAGGAUCCUUAGGAAUUUGGAAAUUAUCAAGCAGUAAAAAUAAGUAUGAUAUAAAAAAAUUAAAAGAUAAUGAUGCUAAUACAUACUGGCAAUCAUCGUCCAUAGGACCCCAUACAAUAACAAUACAAUUUUUAAAGCUUACACAAGUUUCAAAAAUAUUUUUACUUUUUAAUUAUUUGCUUGACGAAUCAUAUACCCCUUGUGAAAUAUUAAUAAAAAUCGGAAAUGAUGAGCAUAACCUUGAAUAUCUUUGUACAGCAUAUUGUGAUAUAAACAAAUAUUCUUUGGACGAUCCAUUUUGGUUUGUAAUUGAUUUAAAAAAAAUUAAUUUUUUUUCAUUUUUCAGUAAUUAUAAUUUAAAAGUUUUAAAAAACAAAAAUGUAUCCAUAUAUUGUCAUUGCUUGCAAAUAUGUAUAUUGUCAAGCCAGCAUUAUGGCAAGGAUACACGAGUAAGGCAAAUCAAAAUAUAUGGUCCUAAUUAUUCUGUUUACAAAUACGAUAAAAUGAUCUUACAAAAAACAUAG